Messenger RNA from Pyrenophora tritici-repentis Pt-1C-BFP, 632 nucleotides. RefSeq lists its product as uncharacterized. The record is from RefSeq and is a predicted model, not a curated record. NCBI's taxonomy places the organism in Eukaryota, Fungi, Ascomycota, Dothideomycetes, Pleosporales, Pleosporaceae. Gene Ontology annotation, cellular component: nucleolus; preribosome, small subunit precursor; 90S preribosome. Gene Ontology annotation, biological process: maturation of SSU-rRNA from tricistronic rRNA transcript (SSU-rRNA, 5.8S rRNA, LSU-rRNA).
CCCACACGCAGCACAGUCAUGGCACCGAUAAAAAAGCGCACCACAGCACGCGCAAAGUCCGCCCGCGCCGCCAGGCCUAGCACCACCACGACGCUUCCUCAACCCACAGACAACGUCUCGGCCUUCCCGUCGUCCAAGCGCGACAAGUUGAAGAUCAAGCACUCGUCAUUCGUCUCCAAAAUCGAAAAGUCGUCUGCCAAGACACAGAAACGGCGACGGCCGAAUAAGAAGCUCGUCGCAAACCUCGAGUCGCUGGCUGAUGCGCUUCCCGACGGCGGAGCCGAUGGCGACGUUGAGCUGGGCCAGGCCAGAAUCGUCCAACCAAAGGUGAAGCUGGAGAGCAUGAAGAAGUCAAAGGGGGCGAAGAAGCGCAAGGAGAAGCUCGAGAAGUUGGAGAAGGAGCGAUUUAAUGCGAAUUUAGUGCAGUUGGCGAGUGGCACGCAGGGCGCUACAGCAGUGCAGGAUAGAUGGGCGGCGCUCAAGAACCACGUGCAGAGCAACAUGGAGGUUAGGCCCGAGUUUGGCCAGAAGUGAGAGCGCGUGAUACCCAGCCGAGGAUGCUUAUUCGAAGACAUGUAUGCUGUCGCCGGUAUACAAGUGCGACUCUAUUCAAAAAGUACGAUGAAUACUAU